Molecule: messenger RNA, 2535 nt
Organism: Brachypodium distachyon (stiff brome)
Lineage: Eukaryota; Viridiplantae; Streptophyta; Magnoliopsida; Poales; Poaceae
Exons: 1
Coding region: 702-2342 (546 amino acids)
Biological process (GO): positive regulation of growth
Source: RefSeq, a predicted model, not a curated record
AGUUACCCCAUAUCCAACCACUGCACCACUCACUGGCAGCUCACUCGCUCCGAGCUGAGCUGAGCUGAGCUGAGAGGGGAGGCAGCUCGUUGGCUCGCUUUUGUUGGUUUGCCACGCUCCAAUUUAUGGCGAUUUAAUGCCUCCAGCGAGGAGGAGUUGGAGCAGCAUCAAUGGCCAUGGAUGCAGUCGCUACUGCUGCCCAAAUCUAAAUCUACAAUCGUCUUCUUCUCCAUCUCAGAUGAGAAACAAACCCCAUCGCUCUCUCCUCUCCUAGCUCGCUCGCUCGCUCGCUAGCUUUCCCUGGAACACCGCCCGAGGAUUUCUUUUUUGGUCUCUUUUCCUCCCUUUUUUUUUCUUCCUUCCUUUCUUUUCGUUAAUGGCCGGUGGCAAGUAGUACCAGUACUGUCUCGACGUGUUGACAUCUCUGCUCUCUGGCUCUCUGCUCCGCCAUUAAUUCCUCGUCGUCUCAUCCUGUCCGUGUUCCCGUGCUCUGGUAGCGAGAGGGGCACGAGAUCGGAGUGUUUGAAAUUCAAACCGUCCGGCUUCGGCCGGUUUGUUAAUUUCUCGAUUUGGGCUGCCCCAUUGGAUUCUUGUUUUAGCUGGAUUCGCUGCAGGGUUGACGCCCGCGGCCCGGGCUUUCCGAGCGAGAUUCCUUUUCGCAUUUUUGGUACGCAAGGUGCUCGAGGAAAGGUUUGCGUGCCAUGGGGGCCGAGCCGCUCGUGCACAAGGUGCUGUCCAUGGCGGCGACCUCGUCGUCGUCGAAGAAGACGAAGCCGGCGGCUGCGGGGGAGGAGGAGCAGGGCAGGGUGGGCAUCCUGUCGUUCGAGGUGGCCAACGCCAUGUCGCGCGCCGCCAACCUCCACCGGUCGCUGUCCGACGGCGAGGCGGCGCGGCUGCUGGGCCCGCUCUGCCUGGGCUCCAGCGCCGUGCGCGCCCUCGUCCCCGGCGACGACGCGCGGCUCCUGGCGCUCGCCCUCGCCGAGAAGCUCGACGCGCUCAACCGCGUCGCCGCCGUCGCCUCCCGCCUCGGCCGCCAGCGCUGCACGCUCCCGGCGCUCCUGGGAUUCGACCACGUCUACGCCGACCUCCUGGCGGGCCGCUCCGACGCCGCCGCCUUCUCCCCGGCCGACUCCGCCGCCGCAGACACCAGGCUCUUCCGCAAGCUCGACCGGCUCGCGUCCGCCACGGCGGCGCUGUACGCGGAGCUGGACGCGGUGGCGGAGCUGGAGCAGGCGGCGCGGAAGCUCCCCGCCGGCGCCGAGGCCCGCCGCGCGCUCGAGCGGCGCCAGCGCCUCCACGACGUGCGCAGGCUGAGGGACGCCUCGCUCUGGAACUGGACCUACGACAGGGCGCUCCUCCUGCUCGCCCGAGCCGUCUGCGCCAUCUACCACCGCAUCCGCCUCGUCUUCGGCGACCCCAUGCUCGGCAUCAACCACCUGCUCUCCUCGUCUUCUUCUUCUUCGUCUCCGGCGGCCUCACGCCGCCGGCACCAGCAGCUCUCGGCUACUCCUCCCCACAGUAACCUCAGCGCCAAAUCAGGGCCGAUUGCCAGAGCGGUCGAUGUGGCCACGCCGCCAAGGCCAUCCAAUUCCAAUCUCCGGUCCAAUUGCGGGGGGAACAUGUUCAUGGAGUGCUUGAGCUUGAGCAGCUCCGUGUCAUGGAAGGAUGGGCUCGAGGAUGACUUCCUGGAAGACGACGCCGCCAGCUGUAUCAGCACGAUCAGGUCAGGGAUGCUCGUGCCCUUCAGCGGCGACGCCGCAUCCAUUCCGGUCGCCAAGAAUGCCGGAGGGAGAAGAAAUGUGCGGUUUGGUCCCAAGAGCACGGUGACAUCGCUGGCCCCGCCGUCUACGAUCGGCGGGUCGGCGCUCGCAUUGCAUUACGCCAACAUCAUCAUCAUCAUUGAGAAGCUGCUCCAGUACCCACACCUUGUCGGCGAGGAGGCCCGGGAUGAUCUCUACCAGAUGUUGCCGUCCAGCCUGAGGGUGUCACUGAGGAAGAACCUGAGGACCUAUGUCAAGAACAUGGCCAUCUACGACGCGUUCCUAGCGCAUGACUGGAGGGAGACAGUUGAGAAGACGCUGUCGUGGCUAGCGCCGAUGGCGCACAACAUGAUGCGGUGGCAGGCCGAGAGGAACUUUGAGCAGCAGCAGAUUGUGCUCAAGGGCAAUGUCUUGCUCCUGCAGACGCUGUACUUCGCUGACAGGGAAAAGACGGAGGCGGUCAUCUGCGAGUUGCUCGUGGGCCUCAACUACAUAUGCCGGUACGAGCAGCAGCAGAACGCGCUGCUCGACUGCUCCAGCAGUCUCGACUUCGACGAUUGUAUGGAGUGGCAGCUGCAGUAGAUGCAAAGGUCAGGUUUCUGCUUAGUUUGUUCCAUAGUGUUACAAGUAAUAUGAGAAAACAAAAGGGACAGGUGCUUGUGUUUUGGUUUGGAUUCCUUUCUCUCCCUCUUUCAGCUUUUGUGCAUGAGAUCAUCUAUCUAUCUGUUCAUACAUGAAUGAAUAUAGGAUUGCCUAAUGCUUUUUCCACCGGAAA